AAACUCUGGAGUGAGUGUGGACUGUGAGUUGACGUUUUAAGACGCUUGUGUCUCUGCUUUUCCCUUCUGGUAAUUAUGUCAUAUAUGCUUUCUCAUAUGUGCACCUUGUAAUAUUUUCUCAUGUGCUGCCAUUUUUUGAACACUUUAACUCAGUAAUAAGAUGGCAUGGUGAUCAUGAAUCCAGACUACUGUUUCACACCAGCGAUACUAUUAUUGCUAUGAGUUUGACUUCAGUUUGAGUUCACUUUCCUAUCUGCGAUAUGAGUUAGGUUCUAUUUGCAUCGCAGUUGCGUUACAACCGUUGGAGUUAGUCUUGCUUUACCCAGUUACCUGUCUUGUGUGGAUAUGUUCCUGUUCGCUUUUUUGUUGUUCAUAUCCAAGUUUGUUUGCUAUGAUUGUCGUGAUAACCUCACUUAUUGUAACCAAACAAUUGAAAUAUCCUUCCAUUUCCAGCACAUGAUAUCACCUCCAUUAGUUAUAGUGCCUUUAGGAGGAACGCUUUUUUCUUAGAAUGCCUCCUCACUAUUUUCAUCGUUGCGUGCCUAACGUAUGCUAUGAUUUUGUUCAUCCCCUUGCGCUUCUUAAAAAAACCAGUGGUACCGAUUCCUACGAAGAUAAGCAGAAUUACGCGAAACCCUCCGGAAAAUGAUAUUUUUCAAACAUGUGUCAGCCUUCUUCCUUGGUCACUCAUAACCUUAGCUGAUACAAACCGCGAAACAGUGUGUUGAGCAGUUCGCUCAGGAAUCAAGUUAGACAAUCUGACCCCCCACGAAUGUCACGCUUAUGCUAUAAAACUGCUAACUCGAUCAGGUUCACAUCAUGAGGAUAGAAGGUUCUUGUUGCCCAUAUUAGCCCUUGCGAUAUAUGUCUCUGCAGAUAUCCAAUUUCUCUUUGAAAGCAUUCACUGACAGAGCUGUUACUACUGUAUCAGGUAAGGAGUUCCAGUCGUUGACCGCUCUGUAAGAAAAUCUAAAUUCAUUUCAUUCGACCUCGGUGUGAGCACCUCCUUGUAUGACCUCGUGGAUGUAUCCUAGGGGAAAAGGAAAGGUUUCAAAGGUCAAUCUCUAAAUUACCGUUUAAUAUACGGUAAGCCAAAGUUAAGUCGCCUUUCCUCCGUAUGUUAAUGGGUAGAGAUGGAUAUUUUGUGGGAUGGAUCAAUUCGAAGUAAUAAUGUCACAAAGUUGAAACUUUCAUGUGCAUGCAACCAUAAUUUGUCUCAUCCGUUGUGGUGGCACCAUGACUCAUUAGACUAUUCAUCGCAUUUAACCUGUUGGGUCACAGCCUCACGUCUUGUUCUACGUGCUGAGAUUUGUAAAGCCAGGUAGCGUCAUGAGUACUCAUGCAUGAACGAACUGGAAUUUAAACGUACAACAUUAAGAAAAGUCUAGCCGUCCAAGUUGCUAAUCUUCAUAAGGCACACAGACAGAAAUAUAUGAAAAAAAAAACAGUAUAUUAUUGUGUAAUGCAUCUGUGCCCAUGGAAGGAAUUGUAAGCCGUGUUACCAUUAGUCUCCAGCAAUUGAUUCUUGGCAUCUCGAUGACAUACGGUAGGCAGUCUAAACCUUCAUACACAGCUCAAACCAAGAGCCACAGACUUCAUGGGUUGAUGAAAUAUUUUGAUUUAGCCACUCUUUAAACUACUUAUGAACCCAAUUACUUGGUACCCAACAUCACUUGUCAAGGGAGGCGUUGACUUAUCAUGCUUAAGUUUCUUUAUAAAACUCAGUACAAGUGUGCAACAGUUCGAGUUGCCACGUUGCACAUAGCGCAUGAGAGUAAAUACAGAUUCACAACCUCUCCGUACUGACCUAACACUAAGCUUAAACUCAACAUUGCUCACCGUAUUAUACUUCUCAACACAUGAAGUAGAGCUUAAAUAUUGCACUUGCGUGCGUUGGUUUGUCUUCCUACAUGGUCUACUCGGUCUUCGUUAGCUAACUUUUCUGUUGCACAGCAUUGUAUAUUGAUCACAAUACUUUUUAAUUGCAAGUCAAAUAGAUGAUAAAACAGCAGAAAGAUAAGUGAAAAUGUCAUACUUCAGGACGCUUCUUUUCGCUACUCAACACUCUCCUCUAUGGUCUGACACCGAAGAGACAAACAUAUUUGAUUUGUAGGGAUCUGACCAGUUCCAUUAGCUGUCGGUGGCACUAUAUCUCAAACUAUCAUGAAUUUGCAACCCAGUGACUGAGUGGUAAAUGUGCUCAGCUAAUAAUCCGAUGGAUUUUGAGUGGAAUCCUGGUUUCCAAUGGCGCUCUGACUACAGCUACAAAGGUGUUUAAAUCCUAAUUCAUGCAUCAGAUGCUAGUAUACCCAUCACAGUAAACAGUGUGAUGUAGAAUUUCUCCACCAUAUUCCUAAGCUUCCAUGCCUUCCAGUUGAACAGAAGUAGUUAUGCGAAGCAAAGAGGGGAAAGUAAAAGAUAGUAUCAUAAAAUUCUUCACCACUUCGCAAAAUAAUUUAAGUUUCUUUUGUUUGUUCUUCCCAUCUCAGCUAACCAACUAAUUCUUAUAUUUUUACCGUAUAGCAUGUUCUUAUUAGCUACCUAAUACUCUGCUGAGAAUUCAUAGUCGAUUAUAAAUUCAUGGAAGGUGGUCAGCCGAUUGCUGAAGUUUGUUCAUAUUCACCUAAUAAAUGUGCCGAAGUAAUUAACGGCAGUAUGCAUUCAAGUUCAACAUCGGAUUCUGAUUAUGAAUAUCGCAAGAGAAAUAGUUAUUGUCUUAGUUGCCAAAGAAGGCCUAAAGCUUCUUUGAAGUUUAUAUUAACAAUAUGGUAUUCUCCGGAAACAAGUUCAGCUAUCGCUGAGGCUAUGUCUUCUGCUUAUACUGAAGUACAGCUACAGGAGAUCGUUUCCAGUUCAACCAAAGACAUAUUACAACUAGCUGAGAAACACUUCGCGGAUCUUAGAAUAUAGAGUGUUCAUCUACUGGCUGGUUUGUUGUUUUCUUCCUUUAUACUCCUCCUCCUUCUUUUCCAUUCUUCUCUUUCGUCUAUUCCUUCCCUCCCUCCCUUGACCCGCUAUCAUUUAUGUUUUUUUUCUUUUUUGUCAAAUCAGAGUUUCGUGUUUUCACUUCUUUUUCUUUCACCAAGAUCAAAAUGUUCUUCAAUUAAUUCAUACUUUUAAAAAAAUUGUAUAUUUUGUUAAUUCAUGUUUGUUGGUUUGUGCAUUCGUUGGCUUGAUUAAAAAAAUGAUUGUAUAAGUUAACUUAAGUGUGUGAGUAUUUGUGUACAUAGACUAUUUUCAUCAGCAACAAUUAGCUCAGACAACAACAACAACAAGACAGUGAUGCAUAAGCAUAAACUAUAUAUCUCUCAUGUUCAUGAUAUGUAUGUGUGUGUGUGUAGUAGUAAAUAAGGCAAAUAAAUAAUCCAAUGUAUUGUUAUCUAUUCUCAUUUUGAUGAUGGGAUAAUAAAUAUAUAAGUGUUUUUUUCUUUUGGAGGGUAAAGUGUUUGUUAUUUCUUGAGAUUUGUUAAACUGCCUUCGCAUAUAGGAUGAAUAAAGGUUUUAAUUUUUAUGCGCCAUUAUUUUAUCGAUUAUCUACAUCAUAUUUUUGCGCGGGGGUGGGUGGGUCGUUGGCGAGAGGCGAGGAGUUAAUACUGCUGGACUCUUUCGGUUUAUUCCAUUACUACGGUUGUUCUUUUUUUUUACUUCAUCUCAAACCAAAACCUGGAAUCACUUCAUGAAAUCUUUGAUAGUUAUUAUUGUUCCCUUGGGUUCCUAGUGGA
Molecule: messenger RNA, 3722 nt
Organism: Trichobilharzia regenti
Lineage: Eukaryota; Metazoa; Platyhelminthes; Trematoda; Strigeidida; Schistosomatidae
Source: the annotation of a GenBank genome assembly